This is a messenger RNA of Trichomonas vaginalis G3, 2109 nucleotides long. Its product is annotated as ankyrin repeat and SOCS box-containing protein 4 family. The transcript has a single exon. Gene Ontology annotation, molecular function: protein binding. NCBI's taxonomy places the organism in Eukaryota, Parabasalia, Trichomonadida, Trichomonadidae. The record is from RefSeq and is a predicted model, not a curated record. The coding region runs from base 1 to 2109 and encodes 702 amino acids.
AUGUCUGAUCGAUACAUUAAUUCAGAUCAAUACAGUAAACUGAGAAGUACCUAUAAAUACUAUAUCGAUUCAUAUAAUGCGUUGUAUCAGCUAAAAACAGAAAAUGACGAAGAUUUAAACUCGAUUUACAAAAUUCUCAAAUCAGAAUUGAUUGAUUCAAAGAAGCGUCUCCCCCAAAAUAUAAUCAAAGAUAUUUACAAUAUUAUUCCGUAUAAUAAUCGCUAUGUAGAGUCAUAUUUAGCUCUUGCGAAAAAAAUUACAGAUGAUUAUCAUUUAACAGAGACCAGCAUUAUAUCAAUGAUUUAUAACUUAAAAAAUAUUUACGCUCGUUUAGAAAAUACAAUUUACAGAGCAAUUAUAAAUAAUGAUCUUACAAAAUUCAUUUUAAUCGCUGAAAAAGAAGGAUUUGAUAAUAAUCAGCAACUUAGAAGCAAUUUAUAUCCAAAAUCUGGCAAUAGAUAUUCAUUACUUGAAUUAUGUUGUUAUUACGGAGCAGUUGAUUGUUUCAAAUUUUUGCGAACAAAAUUUAACUCAGAAAUAACUCAAACUUGCCUAAAUUUUUCGUUUUUAGGUGGAAAUCCGGAGAUCAUGGGUGAAUGUUUGAAGCAUCAAACAUCAGAAAAUGAAUGCAUGAAAUACGCAAUUAUUUCACAUAACAUUGAUUUUAUUACAUUCUUGAUGAAUGAAUACCAUUUAGAUAUCGAUUUAUCUGAUUGCGGAAAAUAUCAUAAUCUUGAAACAUUUUUAGUUUAUUUCGAUCAAACUAAUAACAUUUUUAAUUGUUUUAUUUAUUCAGCAAUGUUUGGAAUUCUACCACUUUGUAAAUUUUUCUUUUCUCAUGUUAAAAACAUCAAUGCAAAAGAUAGAAUUUCGAAAACAGCUCUUCAUACUGCGGCAGCUGGAAAUAGUAAAGAAAUAGCUGAGUUUCUUAUUUCGCAUGGUGUAAAUAUCAAUGAAAGAGAUAUAAAUGGUCAAAACGCACUUCAUAUUGCAGCACAGUAUAAUAGUAAAGAAACGGCUGAGGUUUUUCUUUCACACGGUGCAAAUAUCAAUGAAAAAGAUGAUCAUGGAAAAACCGCUCUUCAUUAUGCAGCAUGUGGAAAUAGUAAAGAAAUGACUGAGGUCCUUAUCUCACAUGGUGCAAAAAUCAUUGAAAAAGAUGAUCAUGGAAAAAACGCACUGCAUAUUGCAGCACAAUAUAAUAGUAAAGAUACAGCUGAAGUUCUUCUUUCACAUGGUGUAAAUAUCAAUGCAAAAGAUGAAGAAGGGAAAACUGCUUUUCAAAUUGCAGCAGAAAAUAAUAGUAAAGAAACAGCAGAGGUUCUUAUUUCACAUGGUGCAAAAAUCAAUGCAAAAAAUAAAGAUGGCAAUACCAUUCUUUUUAUUGCUGCAGAAAAUAAUAGUAAAGAAACAGCUGAAUUUCUUCUUUCACAUGGCUUAGGUCCCAAUGGAAAAGAUAAAACUGGGAAUACGGCUCUUCAUUGUGCAGCAUUUCAUAAUAGUAAAGAAACGGCAGAUGUUCUUAUUUCUUAUGGUGCAAAAAUCAAUGAAAAAAAUAAAUAUGGACAAACCGCUCUUCAUAUUGCAGCAGAAAAAAAUUGUAAACAAACAGCAGAGGUUCUUAUUUCUCGAGGUGCUAAUAUCAAUGAAAAAGAUGAACAUGGAAAAAUCGCUCUUUAUUAUACAACAUAUAGAAAUUGUGAACAAAUUGCCGAACUUCUUCUUUCACAUGGUGCAAAAAUCAAUGAAAGAGAUGAUAAUGGAAAAACCACUCUUCGUGUUGCUGCAGAAUAUAAUAGUAAAGAAACAGCUGAGCUUCUUAUCUCACAUGGUGCAAAUAUCAAUGGAAAAGAUGAUAAUGGAAAAGCCGCCCUUCAUCUUGCAGCAUUUUCGGAUAGUAAAGAAAUAGUCGAGCUUCUUAUUUUACAUGGUGCAAAUAUCCAUGAAAGAGAUGAUCAUGGAAAAACCGCUCUUCAUAUUGCAGUAGAAAAUAGAAGUAAACGAAUUGCUCAAUUCUUUAUUUCUCGUGGUGCAAACGUCAAUGAAAAAGAUGAAGAUGGGAAACCCCCUCUUCAAAUUGCAUGGUCUAAGAAUCUUCGUUUGAAUUAG